AACCCCAUAUAUGACGCGCACGCGAUGGCUGUGCCUGUGAUUCAUUUCUGAAUUUUUAUAUAUAUCUCAACUCUUCAAUUUCUAUAGUGUGCAGUGGACAGUAGAGUAGAAAUUCCUGAAGCGGAAUUUAGAACAGUGAGGAUUUCUGGGAUUCGACGAUAAUUUUGUUCAGAGGUACUGAGGAAAUCGUUUCUCGUCUUUGCCCUAGCAUAGAUCAGGAUCAGAGCUUAAGAUUUGAAGUUAGAGUCAAGGCAUAAUGGCAAGGAUCAAACCUCAAGCUCUGUUACAACAGAGUAAAAAGAAGAAGGGACCAAGUCGAAUCAGUAUUGCUACUUUUGUGAUUUAUGGCCUGAUUAUUGUUGUCAUGGCAUUUUUUCUUUUCGCUUCCUACAGACACUGGACUCGAAGGUCAAAAUUUCAAGCAGAAGAUAUAUUAUCAGGUGUAGAGCAUGAUAGUUCUUUUCCUGAACCCAAGAAAGUGGAUGUUCCCAAAUAUGCAGUCAUAAACACCUCAAAAGGGUCAAUAACUGUAGAACUUUACAAGGAAGGUUCUCCUGAAGUCGUUGAUGAAUUUAUUGAGUCAUGCCAGAAAGGACGCUUCAAAGGAAUGCUCUUUAACCGUGUAAUAAAGAACUUUGUUAUUCAAGGAGGUGAUGUUAAUAGACCCGUAACUACUGAAGAUUGGACUUCAAGGGGAAAGCAUUACAAUCAACUUGAUACAAGCCUGAAGCAUGAAGCUUUUAUGCUGGGCACGUCCAAGGUGAAACCUGAUGGUGGGGGAUUCGAUCUUUUCAUCACAACAGCACCAAUCCCAGAUCUAACUGAGAAAAUUAAUGUAUUUGGACGUGUUAUCAAGGGUGAAGAUAUUGUCCAGGAAAUUGAAGAAGUAGACACGGAUGAGCAUUAUCGGCCGAAAGCGCCCAUAGGGAUCACAGAAGUGACCUUAAAGCAAAAGUUGUAAUGACUAAUGUCUGUGACUUCAUGGUAGCAUCUAGCCUUAUAGGAUUAAGCCAUCUGAGGUAUCAGAAAAUGCUUCUCGUCAUUGAGUUACUCUGCCCUUUUGGCAUUAUCAUCUGCGGUUUCUUGUUUCACUAAACUUUUGCAGCUUUCUGUCCUUGCUUCUGGUGCACUAGGGGCUCAUUUGCUCGAUUUGUACAAUUUGCUUUAGCUUUUUCCUUUUUCUUUUUGUUUUCUACUAUCUUUUCUUCUCAAAAUGCAUUGGUGGCGCUUGGAAAGAUUUUGAUGUCA
Messenger RNA from Sesamum indicum (sesame), 1248 nucleotides. RefSeq names its product Cyclophilin-like peptidyl-prolyl cis-trans isomerase family protein. Lineage: Eukaryota; Viridiplantae; Streptophyta; Magnoliopsida; Lamiales; Pedaliaceae. Gene Ontology annotation, molecular function: peptidyl-prolyl cis-trans isomerase activity. The record is from RefSeq and is a predicted model, not a curated record. Gene Ontology annotation, biological process: protein peptidyl-prolyl isomerization.